GGCGACGCGAGCGGCGUCAUGCGCGCGGUGACGGCGGAAUCAUCCGGUCGUGGCGGAACGUGGUGCGCGGUACCACGCGUCGCUCGAUGUCCGCGUCACCCGUCGCGCGGUGCGACGGCGUCGCGCGCAGCGCGAGGACGCUCGUCGAACGACGCCGGGGGUGCUGAUGGAGGAGCCUCGUCGUCGUACGUCGUUCCCGACCCGCGCCGCGUGAAAGAGCGGCACGGGAAGCGGUUGUAUUACCACGGUCACGGGGAGAUGUUGCUCCGGGAGGAUUUGAUCAGCGCGCUCAUGGAGGUGGACGCCUCGACGCAAGUGAAAGAGGCUGGAAGCGUGUCGCUCACGCGCGAGCAAGUUAAAAUCAUGGAAGCGUUCUGGAUUGGCGUCGGAGUGCGCAAGAAGGCGCAUCGCGAGCGUUUGAUUGAUAUGGCGUGUAAAGCCGGACUCUAUCGAGACCCUGUUCGUCUACUCGAGCGAUUGGCGCAGCUCGAAGACGCGCUGUGGUUGGGCGCGUCGCUGAGCGGCGUCGAUUUGGGCGUCAUCGUCGGACGAUGUCCACGCGUGAUUUACUGCGAUUUAGACUGGACGGCGGAAAAGUUGGAACUUUUACGCGAACUUUUACCGACCGUGGACUUGAAGCGGUUGAUCGAACGGAACCCGCAGGUGCUCGGCAUGGAUUUCACCAUGACGAUACCGGCAAAGCUGCGCGAGUUGUCAAAGCUGUUGCCGUACACCGAUGUCUUCGCCUUGAUUGAUUCUCAUCCCAAGUUGCUUUCGAUGAAUAUUUCAUCGAGCGUCAGUUCGAAUCUUCGCGCCAUGCGUCAAACGCUGGCGUCUGAAGGCGUGAGCGAGUCAACGGUCGAGGCGAUGAUCAUGUAUUCGCCGCGAUUACUGACGACCAACCCAAACACCUUCGCUGAUAGGUGCGCACAGCUCGCGCGCACGAAACCGGGCGCGAUUCAACAGUACGCACUGAAGCCGGCAUCUUUAGCGCGCAUGCUCACAUCGAGCGAACGCGUGAUAUCGCGUUUGGCGUUUCUCCACGAGAGGCACCCGCACGAUACGACGAGCGCGAUAGUCGCCGUGAAUACGUCGGCGGCCAAGUUCAUUGAACGAUUUCCAGACUUUGAGGAAUGGGGCCAAAAAAUGUAG
Messenger RNA from Ostreococcus lucimarinus CCE9901, 1152 nucleotides. RefSeq lists its product with no specific name. NCBI's taxonomy places the organism in Eukaryota, Viridiplantae, Chlorophyta, Mamiellophyceae, Mamiellales, Bathycoccaceae. The transcript has a single exon. Gene Ontology annotation, biological process: regulation of DNA-templated transcription. Bases 19 to 1152 code for a protein of 377 amino acids. Gene Ontology annotation, molecular function: double-stranded DNA binding. The record is from RefSeq and is a predicted model, not a curated record.